Messenger RNA from Choloepus didactylus (southern two-toed sloth), 3549 nucleotides. It is a transcript of the gene HKDC1, whose product is annotated as hexokinase domain containing 1. The transcript has 18 exons. NCBI's taxonomy places the organism in Eukaryota, Metazoa, Chordata, Mammalia, Pilosa, Megalonychidae. The coding region runs from base 89 to 2842 and encodes 917 amino acids. Gene Ontology annotation, biological process: glycolytic process; intracellular glucose homeostasis; glucose 6-phosphate metabolic process. Gene Ontology annotation, molecular function: fructokinase activity; glucokinase activity; D-glucose binding. Gene Ontology annotation, cellular component: cytosol; mitochondrion. The record is from RefSeq and is a predicted model, not a curated record.
CUGGAAGUGAGCAGAACGCCGGAGACGUGGGAACCAAACACUGCACAGAAAUCUCUGCCCGUCUCAAGAGAAACCAAACUUGGGGAAAAUGUUUGCAGUACACUUGAUGGCGUUUUACUUCACCAAGCUGAAGGAGGAUCAAAUCAAGAAGGUGGACAGGUUCCUGUAUCACAUGCGGCUCUCUGAUGAGACCCUUUUGGAUAUCAUGUCACGGUUCAAGGCUGAGAUGGAGAAGGGCCUGGGGAAGGACACCAACCCCACAGCUGCAGUGAAGAUGCUGCCCACCUUUGUCAGGGCUAUUCCUGAUGGCUCAGAAAAUGGGGAGUUUCUUUCCCUGGAUCUCGGAGGAUCCAAAUUUCGUGUCCUGAAAGUACAAGUCUCUCAAGAGGGUAAACGAAAUGUCCAGAUGGAGAGCCAGUUCUACCCAACGCCCAAUGAAAUUAUCCGAGGGAAUGGCUCCGAGCUGUUUGAAUACAUAGCUGACUGUCUGGCUGACUUCAUGAAAACCAAAGAUUUCAAGCAUAAGAAAUUGCCACUCGGCCUAACCUUUUCUUUUCCCUGCAGACAGACAAAAUUGGAAGAGGGUGUCCUGCUUUCAUGGACGAAGAAGUUUAAGGCGCGGGGAGUCCAGGACACAGAUGUAGUGAGCCGUCUGACAAAAGCUAUGAAGAAACACAAGGACUUGGAUGUGGAUAUCCUGGCCCUGGUCAAUGACACCGUGGGGACCAUGAUGACGUGUGCCUAUGAUGAUCCCUACUGCGAAGUUGGUGUCAUCAUUGGAACUGGGACCAAUGCAUGUUACAUGGAGGACAUAAGCAACAUUGACCUGGUGGAAGGCGACGAGGGGAGGAUGUGCGUCAACACGGAGUGGGGGGCCUUUGGAGACGACGGGACCUUGGAGGACAUCCGCACAGAGUUUGACCAGGAGCUGGACCUUGGAUCGCUCAACCCAGGGAAGCAGCUGUUUGAGAAGAUGAUCAGUGGCCUGUACCUGGGAGAACUUGUCAGGCUCAUUUUGCUGAAGAUGGCCAAAGUCGGUCUUCUGUUUGGUGGCAGGAAAUCUUCCACUCUCCUCACUAAAGGCAAGAUUGAAACCCGACAUGUGGCUGCCAUGGAGAAGUAUAAAGAAGGCCUUGCCAAUACAAGAGAGAUUCUGACGGAUCUGGGCCUGGAGCCAUCCGAGGCCGACUGCAUUGCGGUCCAGCAUGUGUGCACCAUCGUCUCCUUCCGCUCCGCCAAUCUCUGUGCAGCAGCCCUGGCGGCCAUCCUGACACGCCUCCGGGAAAACAAGAAGCUCGAACGGCUGCGGACCACGGUCGGAGUGGAUGGCACUGUCUACAAGAUACACCCUCAGUACCCGAAACGCCUGCACAAGGUGGUGAGGAAACUGGUCCCGAAUUGUGAUGUCCGCUUCCUCCUGUCAGAGAGUGGCAGCAGCAAGGGGGCCGCCAUGGUGACAGCGGUGGGCUGCCGCCUGAAGGCCCAGCGGAAGCAGAUCAGUGAGGUUCUGGCUUUGUUCCAGCUCACGCGGGACCGCCUUGUGGGUAUACAGGACAAGAUGCGCGCUGAGCUGGAGUUCGGGCUGAAGAGGGAGACCCAUCACCUGGCCACAGUCAAGAUGCUGCCCACCUACGUCUGCGGGAUGCCUGACGGCACAGAGAAAGGAAAGUUCCUCGCCUUGGAUCUGGGGGGAACCAACUUCCGGGUCCUCCUGGUGAAGAUCAGAAGCGCGCGAAGGUCAGUGCGAAUGUACCACAAGAUCUUCGCCAUCCCCCUGGAGAUCAUGCAGGGCACUGGCGAGGAGCUGUUUGACCACAUUGUGCAGUGCAUCGCUGACUUCCUGGACUACAUGGGCCUUAAGGGAGCCCAGCUGCCUUUGGGCUUCACGUUCUCCUUUCCCUGCAGGCAGGCGAGCAUUGACAAGGGAACACUCGUAGAGUGGACCAAAGGCUUCAAGGCCACUGACUGUGAAGGGGAAGAUGUAGUGGACCUGCUCAGGGAAGCCAUCAAGCGGAGAAAUGAGUUUGACCUGGACAUAGUUGCAGUUGUAAAUGACACAGUGGGAACCAUGAUGACCUGUGGCUAUGAAAAUCCCAAUUGUGAGAUUGGCCUGAUUGCAGGAACAGGCAGCAAUGUAUGCUACAUGGAGGAGAUGAGAAACAUCGAGGUGGUGGAAGGGGAUGAAGGGAAGAUGUGUAUCAACACGGAGUGGGGAGGAUUUGGAGAUAAUGGCUGCAUAGAUGAUACCAGGACCCAAUAUGACAAGGAGGUGGAUGAGGGGUCUUUGAAUCCUGGCAAACAGAGAUACGAGAAAAUGACAAGUGGGAUGUACCUGGGGGAGAUAGUGCGGCAGAUCCUGAUCGACCUGACCAAGCAGGGUCUCCUCUUCCGUGGGCAGAUUUCAGAGCGUCUAAGGACGAGGGGCAUCUUUGAAACGAAGUUCCUGUCCCAGAUCGAAAGCGAUCGGCUGGCUCUUCUCCAGGUCAGGAGGAUCCUGCAGCAGCUUGGUCUGGACAGCACCUGUGAAGACAGCAUCGUGGUGAAGGAGGUGUGUGGAGCCGUGUCCCGGCGGGCAGCUCAGCUCUGUGGUGCUGGCCUGGCCGCCAUCGUGGAGAAAAGGAGGGAGGACCAGAAGCUCGAGCUCCUGAGGAUCACUGUGGGUGUGGACGGCACCCUUUACAAGCUGCACCCUCACUUUUCUUGGAUAUUGCAGGAAACUGUGAAAGAACUAGCCCCUCAAUGUGAUGUGACAUUCAUGUUGUCAGAAGAUGGAAGUGGAAAGGGGGCAGCUCUGAUCACUGCCGUGGCCAAGAGGUUACAGCAGGCAUGGAAGGAGAACUAGGAACCCCUUGGGUUUGGGCAAGAUGCACCUCGGAUACUGACCAGCCUCUCCUCCAGGCAGACUUCACCUUCUGGACAGCUGAGGGAGCCCCAGGUCCUUGUUACUGGUUCUACGAUGGAAUUAAAUGACUUUUCUAUUUGAUGUAUUUGGGCCAAAGAUGGGCCAACUUGUGAAAUCAAAGUAUCUGACAGAAGAGAUACUUGUCAGGAAAUUUUCCCCUCCAGGUCUGAGCUAUCAGUUCUCAGUGCCAUUGGGUCCCAUGGCUGCUAGACUUGGAAACAUACACAGAAUCCUCCCAUGUGGCCUGGCCUGGCUGAGAUUUCCACUGGGAUGCUCAAGCUCCUGGUUGUAGUAGAUGGGGUUCUCUGCUUGUGGGCAAACAUCUGAGAGUGAAAGGGACUCAUGUAACAAACUGGGGAUCUAAUCUGACUUGUCUUCAACUUGUCAUGUUGUCUUCAAAUGUGAAGAGCAAAUUAAGACUUUGGAGUAUUCACCCCAGGAUGCAGAGGUGUGGAUUGCCAGGGAGCUGUUAUAGGAAACUUCUCAUGCUUUAAGUGAGUUGUCAGCCUCUGUAGGAUUUAAUUCCUUAAUAGGUGUGUAUUAUCGAGUAGGGUGCCAUUUGGGGCAUUUGUUUCUCAUCUUGUAUGUGGUUUGUGUUGCGGCUUUUGAUAGUUGUUUUAAGGAUUGUCAGGUAUGUGAAAUCUAGU